Molecule: messenger RNA, 2577 nt
Organism: Meriones unguiculatus (Mongolian gerbil)
Lineage: Eukaryota; Metazoa; Chordata; Mammalia; Rodentia; Muridae
Gene: Cpne5
Product: copine 5
Exons: 22
Coding region: 221-2053 (610 amino acids)
Biological process (GO): cellular response to calcium ion
Cellular component (GO): plasma membrane
Molecular function (GO): calcium-dependent phospholipid binding
Source: RefSeq, a predicted model, not a curated record
GCCGCGCCCCGGCUCCCUGGCCGCGGCCCCCGCUCUCCGCCCCCUUCCCGCUCUCGCUUCCCACGCCCCCUCUCCGCGCUCGCUCGUCUCCUCCCCUGGCCGCCCAGCCCGGGGCUCCAGCCGCUCCGGAGGAGGCGUGAAUCGCGCAGGGAUAUUGACUAAUUUGGGGUGGGGCGGGGUGGCGGUGGCGGUGGUGGUUCGGGGCGGGGGACGGUGGGCGAUGGAGCAGCCCGAGGACAUGGCGUCGCUCAGCGAGUUUGACUCCUUGGCCGGCAGCAUCCCGGCCACCAAGGUGGAGAUCACCGUGUCGUGCAGGAACCUUUUGGACAAAGACAUGUUUUCCAAGUCUGACCCAUUGUGCGUCAUGUACACGCAAGGGAUGGAGAACAAGCAAUGGAGGGAGUUUGGACGCACUGAGGUCAUUGAUAACACGCUCAACCCGGACUUCGUACGCAAGUUCAUUGUGGAUUACUUCUUUGAGGAGAAGCAGAACCUCCGUUUUGACCUAUACGAUGUCGACUCCAAGAGCCCGGAUUUAUCUAAACACGACUUCCUGGGCCAGGCCUUCUGCACCCUUGGCGAGAUUGUGGGGUCCUCCGGGAGCCGCCUGGAGAAGCCUCUCACGAUAGGAGCCUUCAGCCUCAACUCCCGGACAGGCAAACCUAUGCCGGCCGUGUCUAACGGAAGUGGUCUUUCGAUGGAAAGCUCCAGAGUUACUGGUCCGGAAGCUUCCGGCGGCGUCCCUGGGAAGAAGUGCGGCACCAUCAUUCUGUCCGCAGAGGAGCUGAGCAACUGCAGGGAUGUAGCUACCAUGCAGUUCUGUGCCAACAAGCUGGACAAGAAAGAUUUCUUCGGAAAAUCCGACCCCUUCUUGGUGUUCUACAGGAGCAACGAGGAUGGAACGUUCACCAUCUGUCACAAGACGGAGGUCAUGAAGAACACCCUCAACCCAGUGUGGCAGACCUUCUCCAUCCCCGUGAGGGCCCUGUGCAACGGGGACUAUGACAGGACCAUCAAGGUGGAGGUGUAUGACUGGGACCGAGAUGGCAGCCACGACUUCAUCGGGGAGUUCACCACCAGCUACCGGGAGCUGGCACGUGGCCAGAGUCAAUUCAACAUCUAUGAGGUGAUAAACCCAAAAAAGAAAAUGAAAAAAAAGAAGUACGUGAAUUCUGGCACGGUCACCCUGCUUUCCUUUGCGGUAGAGUCAGAGAGCACCUUUCUGGACUACAUCAAAGGAGGGACACAGAUCAAUUUCACCGUGGCCAUCGACUUUACCGCCUCUAACGGGAACCCCUCGCAGUCCACAUCUCUGCACUAUAUGAGCCCCUACCAGCUGAACGCCUAUGCGCUGGCGCUGACCGCCGUGGGCGAGAUCAUCCAGCACUACGACAGCGACAAGAUGUUCCCCGCCCUGGGCUUCGGGGCCAAGCUGCCCCCCGACGGCAGGGUGUCCCACGAGUUCCCACUGAACGGCAACCAGGAGAACCCCUCCUGCUGCGGCAUUGACGGGAUCCUGGAGGCCUACCACAGCAGCCUGCGCACCGUGCAGCUUUACGGCCCCACCAACUUCGCCCCCGUCGUCACCCACGUAGCCAGGAACGCCGCAGCAGUGCAGGAUGGCUCCCAGUAUUCUGUGCUCCUCAUCAUCACUGACGGUGUCAUCUCGGACAUGGCACAGACCAAGGAGGCCAUCGUCAAUGCUGCCAAGCUGCCCAUGUCCAUCAUCAUUGUUGGCGUGGGCCAGGCCGAAUUCGAUGCCAUGGUGGAGCUGGACGGGGAUGACGUACGGAUCUCCUCCAGGGGGAAGCUGGCCGAACGGGAUAUCGUUCAGUUCGUGCCCUUCCGGGACUACGUGGACCGCACAGGCAACCACGUGCUGAGCAUGGCCCGCCUGGCCCGGGACGUGCUGGCCGAGAUCCCCGACCAGCUGGUGUCCUACAUGAAGGCGCAGGGUAUCCGCCCGCGCCCGCCGCCCCCCGCGCCGGCUCAGUCCGCCCCACAAUCCCCAUCCCGCUCAGCGCCCGAGUCCCCCCUGCACACAGAUAUCUGAAGCCACAGGACCCCGGGGCCAAGGGUAAGCUGAGGCCCCACUCUUGUGUGGUCGCCUUCCCAGUCUCCACUCAGAGGGCCGGCAGGAGAAGGGGCAUGCAGGGCCUCAUCUCCCACCCUCUAGACUCAAUCCUCUGCCCGGAUCCAGGGAACUGGAGGUGGGGUAGAAGUCAGGGGGACACAAAGUUCUGGGGUUGCGUGGACUCCCCUAGCCCAUACCGUACGACCCCAAGAUCCCCCGUUCUUGCAGCCCAGCUGGGCCUCCUCCAGCUCCCCUCCCCUCCUGACCUAGUGUGCGGUGUCCCCAGUCCGUGAGACCCACUGUCCUGUUUCCAGGGAACCCCAGGCUAGUGGUCGCCCAGGGAUGUGUGUGACCCUCCUGGGGACAGCAUACAUAAGCAGGGCCGUGGGCCGUCAGGGGCCGAGGUAGAGGCCUGUUAGCAGAGCUCCCUCACCAUCCUCAGGGGCCCGGUGGUGUGCUAGAAUGUUCUAGAUACAGAUCUACAGCCUCACCGGAUGCCACAG